Molecule: messenger RNA, 2233 nt
Organism: Microcebus murinus (gray mouse lemur)
Lineage: Eukaryota; Metazoa; Chordata; Mammalia; Primates; Cheirogaleidae
Gene: TMEM11
Product: transmembrane protein 11
Biological process (GO): inner mitochondrial membrane organization
Cellular component (GO): mitochondrial inner membrane
Source: RefSeq, a predicted model, not a curated record
UGCUUCCGUGUCUCAGGGUUCAGGUAGCCCAGGUUCUCAGGCGGGUCUGUGGGGGCGGACUCUGACAAAGGGACCCUCUGGCUUUGUGUGUGCCUGUGUUUCGGCUUGAACCUUGCCCUCUCCUUCCUUGUACAUCAUUAUGAGAUCCUGGAAAUUUACUUCUCUAGGCUUCAGAUUUUAUCCUUUCCCAAUGGAAACUGAAAAUCCUUUUCCUUAAUUGGCUUUAAAAGCAGAAUUGGUGAGUCUCUGGUCUCUGGGCAGUUGUGCCGGGCAUUGCCUGCUGGGCUGACUUCAGAGACUGCCUUUGUUUGAAGGUAGCUGGAAGGUUCCUUCAGUAUGGCUGUGCUCUUUGUUUUGAACCGGGUGUAGUUGGUUUCCAUAGUGGGUAGGAGUGGAGUGGCCUGUCCACAUACACUUGGGCUCCAGGAAGCCGAGGCAGUGCUUUGGCAGGAAGAGGGAGCUGAUCUCAGGCUUCUCCCGAGAGGAGUCUCCACACGCUCACUCUCAGACUCCUGCAGCCGAGGGCAGAGGAUACUCAGGCCCAGUGAGGGUUGAAUACCACGUGUCUACUCACUGUCACCCUCUGCACUGUGGGGGCUGAUGCUAGGCACACCUGCCCACAGUAGUGAGGUGGGAGCCUGGAGAGCAUGGACCUCUCCCAGGCAAGUUGGGACUCGUGGACUGUUUUAACUAGUGAUAGGAGAUAGCCCUGCCCACCAGGCCCGCCCAACCAACCACAGGGAGCCCAGCCUACAGAGCAGGGAAGGUGGGCCCGAGUAGACGUGGGUGCCAGCCUGGCUCGCAGAGGGUGAGGCAGCUAGGGGUGAGGGCACUUAGGGUUGGGGGUGGGCACCUGCCCACUAAUGUCUUUCCAAAAUGGAAAUGGAGCAGUCUGUUCCAGGGCUUUCAACUGGAAUUUCCUGAGUGGGACAGACUGUUUUUUCACUACAUUCAGAAUGGCUACUGGCUGUGCAGAGAAGGGCAUGACACUAGGGUGGAUUUGGGUUUUAGCAAGAACAUUCUGUAACCCCAACUUGACACCCUUGUUUUCCUUUGGGUGUUUCAGAGGGAUGAAAGCUCACUUCUUCUGAUGCCCGGCAGCGCGGUGCCCCCAACCUCGCACACGGACUUGAGCGUGACUCCUUUUCACUUGCACAGAUGGGUCCGUGAUGUGGCCCUGCCGUCCCCCAUUCUCCUCUGGCCUCUCUGCCUCUCUUGGCGGAUCGACUUGACCGUGGAGGAACUCCCUUGGUUAGGGUGCUCCUGCCUGCCCUCCCCGCACACUCGAGCCACAGCCAGCCGUUGCCACCGCCUUGCCUUCCUAGCGCGCCCAUGGUGAGUUUGUCGGCCACAGACUGCUACAUCGUGCACGAGAUCUACAAUGGGGAGAACGCCCAAGACCAGUUUGAGUACGAGCUGGAGCAGGCUUUGGAAGCCCAGUACAAGUACAUUGUGAUCGAGCCCACGCGCAUUGGUGACGAGACGGCGCGCUGGAUCACCGUGGGCAACUGCCUGCACAAGACGGCUGUGCUGGCGGGCACCGCCUGCCUCUUCACCCCGUUGGCACUGCCCCUAGAUUAUUCCCACUACGUCUCUCUGCCUGCUGGUGUGCUGAGCCUGGCCUGCUGCACCCUCUACGGAAUCUCCUGGCAGUUCGACCCUUGCUGCAAGUACCAAGUGGAGUACGAUGCCUAUAAACUGUCCCGCCUGCCGCUGCACACGCUGACCUCCUCCACCCCAGUGGUGCUGGUCCGGAAGGACGACCUGCACAGAAAGAGACUGCACAACACGAUAGCACUGGCUGCCCUGGUGUACUGUGUAAAGAAGAUUUACGAACUCUAUGCCGUAUGAUUUCAGUAGAACAGGGAGAGAGCAGAACCAUCUAGCCUACAAGAGACAACAUAGCAUUCAGAUUGCCACAGUAACAUUUUGUGCUCUGCAAGGCAGAGGAGCCUGGGAGGGUGUUUGGUUUAUAUUUGUUAUUUUUUUAAAAAUAACACAGAUCACGGGUGUACCAAGGGUUUUUCAACUCAUUACACUAAGAUAUGGAUUUCCAUAACCCAAGAAGGGGCGUCUGGGGCUGUGGAAGUCUGACUGGGCAGUGGAAUGUUGAUGGAAGCAAAUGCUACUGAGGGGUGUGAAUGCGCUUGGGGGAGGGCUUAAGAAUAUUGUUCGACUGUACCAUUCAGAGCCAGCCAGAAGCUAUUGACCAUUAAAAUUAUGAGAAUUUCAA